This is a messenger RNA of Macrobrachium nipponense, 585 nucleotides long. Its product is annotated as mucin-2-like. The transcript has a single exon. The record is from RefSeq and is a predicted model, not a curated record. NCBI's taxonomy places the organism in Eukaryota, Metazoa, Arthropoda, Malacostraca, Decapoda, Palaemonidae. The coding region runs from base 1 to 585 and encodes 194 amino acids.
AUGAAGACUACUCCAUUUGCUGGAAUGAAGACUACUCCAUCUGCUGGAAUGAUGACUACCCCAUCUGCUGGAAUAAAGACUACCCAAUCUGCUGGAAUGAAGACCACCCCAUCUGUUGGAAUAAUGACAACCCCAUCUGUUGGAAUACCGACUACCCCAUCUGCUGGAAUGAAGACUACCCCAUCUGCUGGAAUAAUGACUAACACUUCUAUUGGAAUAAGGACUACUCCAUCUGCUGGAAUACCGACUACCCCAUCUGCUGGAAUACAGACUACCCCAUCUGCUGGAAUGAAGACUACCCCAUCUGCUGGAAUAAUGACUAACACUUCUAUUGGAAUAAGGACUACUCCAUCCGCUGGAAUACCGACUACCCCAUCUGCUGGAAUACAGACUACCCCAUCUGCUGGAAUACCGACUAACCCAUCUGCUGAAAUAAGGACUACCCCAUCUGUUGGAAUACAAAUACAAACUACCCUAUCUGCUGGAAUACAGACUACUCCACCUACUGGAAUGAAGACUACUCCAUCUGCUGGAAUAAGGACUACCUCAUCUGCUGGAAUAAUAACUACCCAUCUGUUGGAAUAA